Messenger RNA from Suillus bovinus, 1947 nucleotides. RefSeq lists its product as uncharacterized. NCBI's taxonomy places the organism in Eukaryota, Fungi, Basidiomycota, Agaricomycetes, Boletales, Suillaceae. The record is from RefSeq and is a predicted model, not a curated record. The transcript is spliced from 6 exons. The coding region runs from base 178 to 1653 and encodes 491 amino acids.
GCUAGCGCUAACCACAGCCUGCAACAGUUCUGGCUGAAUCUCAAGAGCCUCAACGGGGUCUUCCUGGACCCGCUGUUUCAAAGGCAGCGCCUUAGAUUAUCGAAAUAACCAAAAUUCUGCUCGUUUAUUGUGGACAGGGCUCCAUCACGAUCAUUUUGAUAUUCAUAUUGCCUGUGCAUGUCUAAUUCUUUGCACUCUCCUUCCCGUCCGCUCUCCGAGUCAAGGUCUUCUUCACGUGGCUCCUUGCUUUCUGUACGCGCUUCGAGCCCGUCAAUACCCCAAAACGAUACAGUGAUUGUUCGUAACCAGAUGUCGACCUUGAAGCAUUCCAUCCGACAUCAACAGGCACAGUUGCACAGCUUGGAGAAUAUCAUCUUACGUGGAUCACGUCCGCUACCACCUGGCUUUAUGGCACCCUCUCAUUCUCCACAACCCUCGUCGGAGGAUGUCUUGGAUAUAAGUCCUUGUCCUGUGUCAUACACUACGAGCUUUUCAACUCCAAAAAUGCAACGUCGCUCCAGUUUUGAUGUUUUGCAAGGCCUCGCUGGUCGCGAGUCAAAUCUUCCGCUCCCGAGGAGAGAAAGUGCGACACCAAUAUUGAAACGCGAUGGAAUCCGCGAAGGUAUACCUUUGGAUUUUAGCCCUGGACCUUCCAUGAACACCAAGCGGAUGUCUAGUCCAACGCGCACACUGAGUCGGAUACCUGUAGCUUCCGUAGGGAAUGCCCGUGCGUUAGCCGACAAUGGUCUCUCUCCAGCUCUUAACUCUCCGCCAGCAAUCUUACCGAUUGACCCCCACGCUGGCAAUAACUCAGAUAAUGUGAAUGCUUCCACUUCUGGGCUGCAAGCCCCAUCGUCUCCUAAUAGGCGUAUCUCUCUUACACCUGGGGGGACAACUAAAGUUUUGGCAGAUCUUCAGGCCGGUGUUAUAAAUGCUCGCAACGCCUUGGAGAAUACCAAGUCUCAGCUUCGUCUCUCACAGCGGACUGUUGCGCAGUUGACACGACAGACUGAGGAUUUGAAAGAAGGUCGAGAACGCCUCAGACUGGAAAAUGAAGGUCUCAACAAUGUUGUAGCGAGAAAGGAGCGGUUGUUGCAAGAGGUUCUUGAACGGGCCCGAAAAGCUGAAGCCGAGGCAGCAACCUUGAAAUCUCAGCUGAAAACGGAGACUACAACCUCUAAAAAGUCCCUUCGCGAGAUGGAAUCUGCUCUCAUGGAAUCGACAGCCCUUUCCCAGAAGGCUGAACGCGAGUACAUUACAUUACGCGAUAGCAUCAAAAGCAUGACCGAGAGUUGGAAACAUGAUACUGAUAGACUUCGUGAAGAGAUGCGGAAGCGCGAGGACAAGCUGAAAAAAGAAGCCGAAUCGAUUGGCAAGAAGUAUAAGCUUCUCGCAGAUGAGAUGAAGGAGGCGCAACGUCAGCAAGCUUCUGUGAAAGAUCUCAAAAAUGAAGACCAGAAAAUCAGGAAAGAAGUCGAAGAGGAGUUCCGUGAGGAGAUUAUCAAACUGAAGACACAGGCUGAACUUCAAUCUCAUCAAAGUGAUGAGGCAGUAGAGACUGCGAGAGCUUUGGCGAGUGAGCUGGCUCGUCUUCGCCGCUUAAUGCAGUCCGGUGCCAAGUCCCCUCCACCUUCCACCGAAAAUCCUCCCUGAUCUAGAUGUCUCUAUUGCAACUGUUCUAAGGGCCUUAUUCGCUGACAUGGACAUCCAUCUUAUGUAUAUCACGCACACGUUCAUUUACAUAUUGCAUAUCUUACACCACCCUCUAGCCUUGCUGUCAUAUACCUACCAGGACAACUUGAGAUGAUUUGUACAUGGCGCAUGAUUUUUACUCUACUGUGCGGCAGUGCCUGUAAGUGGUGGGAGUUACUCGGUUACUCAUAACCGGAGCAUAACGUCUCCGACUUACAUGCACAUGAUUACUGUAUCGAAUAUAGUGGCCGGCCC